Amblyraja radiata (thorny skate) is the source of this 3527-nucleotide messenger RNA. RefSeq names its product zDHHC palmitoyltransferase 17 (gene zdhhc17). The coding region runs from base 72 to 1943 and encodes 623 amino acids. Gene Ontology annotation, molecular function: protein binding; palmitoyltransferase activity. The transcript is spliced from 18 exons. NCBI's taxonomy places the organism in Eukaryota, Metazoa, Chordata, Chondrichthyes, Rajiformes, Rajidae. The record is from RefSeq and is a predicted model, not a curated record.
UGGACUGGUCGCGCCUGGAGUGCGGCGGCCGGAGCCUCCCCGCGGCCCACAAUGCAGCGCGGCGGCUGAAGAUGGCGGAGCGUCACCGGGAGGAGCUGGACAAGGAGGCGGGCUGCGGCCCGUUGCUGCACACCGAGGAUGUCAAGACUCAAAGUCACUAUGGUCACAGCUACAAUGAUUCGUUGGCGCGGAAAAGCCACGUUGAUGACUACAGCACUUGGGACAUUGUCAAAGCCACACAGUAUGGUAUAUUUGACCGAUGUCGAGAGCUGGUGGAGGCAGGUUAUGAUGUACAACAGCCUGAUAAAGAAAAUGUAACACUUCUUCACUGGGCUGCUAUCAAUAACAGAAUUGAUCUGAGCAGAUACUAUAUUUCAAAGGGUGCAAUUGUGGAUCAGUUGGGAGGAGACCUGAACUCUACCCCUCUCCACUGGGCAACGAGGCAGGGCCACUUGUCCAUGGUUGUGCACCUUAUGAAGUAUGGGGCAGAGCCCUCCUUGAUUGAUGGAGAAGGUUGUAGCUGUAUCCACCUGGCUGCCCAGUUUGGGCAUACAUCUAUUGUCGCGUACCUGAUCGCAAAAGGGCAGGAUGUUGACAUGAUGGACCAGAACGGAAUGACGCCGUUGAUGUGGGCUGCUUACAGGACGCACAGUGUGGACCCUACUAGAUUGCUGCUCACAUUCAACGUCUCUGUGAAUCUUGGGGACAAGUACCACAAGAACUCGGCAUUGCACUGGGCAGUACUGGCUGGAAACACCACUGUGAUCAGUUUGCUGCUAGAAGCUGGUGCUAAUGUCGACUCUCAGAAUGCCAAGGGUGAAACGCCAUUAGAUCUUGCUAAACAGCGGAAAAAUGUUUGGAUGAUUAGUCACUUACAAGAAGCCAGGCAGGCAAAAGGCUUUGACAGCUCUUCAUUCCUCAAGAGGCUGAAAGCAGACAAGGAAUUUCGUCAGAAGGUGAUGUUGGGGACUCCGUUUUUGGUGAUUUGGUUGGUUGGAUUCAUAGCUGACCUGGACAUUGACUCCUGGCUACUAAAAGGGUUAAUGUACGGAGGAAUGUGGGCGUUUGUGCAGUUCCUUUCAAAAUCCUUCUUCGAUCACUCUAUGCACAGUGCACUUCCUCUUGGGAUCUAUCUGGCAACCAAAUUCUGGAUGUAUGCUACUUGGUUCUUCUGGCUGUGGACUGAUCUUCCAAUUCUGUCAGUCCACCUACCGUUCCUUGUUAACAGUGUGGGGCUCUUUUAUAACUUUGGUAAGUCGUGGAAAUCAGACCCAGGAGUAAUCAAAGCCACGGAAGAGCAGAAGAAAAAGACAAUCGUGGAACUGGCAGAAUCUGGCCAUCUGGAUCUUAGCAUCUUUUGCAGCACUUGCUUGAUCCAGAAACCUGUUCGUUCCAAACACUGCGCCGUUUGCAAUAGAUGCAUCGCCAAGUUCGACCACCACUGCCCGUGGGUUGGGAACUGCGUGGGAGCUGGAAAUCACCGAUACUUCAUUGGGUACCUGUUCUUCUUGUUGGGAAUGAUAAUCUGGAUGAUUUACGGCUGUUUAUUCUACUGGAGCAUCCACUGUGAAACCAACUACCCGAAGGACGGACUGUGGACGUAUCUAACGGAGAUUGCGAGCUGCUCCCCGUGGGUGUUCUGGAUGUUCCUGAACAGUCUCUUUCACUUCUUGUGGGUGGCUAUCUUACUCAUGUGUCAGAUGUAUCAGAUUGCUUGUCUUGGGAUAACUACAAACGAAAGGAUGAAUGCAAGACGUUACAAGCACUUUAAAGUUACAACAACCACUAUUGAGAGCCCUUUCAACCACGGUUGCAUUAGGAAUAUCAUAGACUUCUUUGAAUUUAGAUGUUUCGGUCUCUUUCGCCCUGUAAUGGUGGACUGGACGCAUCAGUACACAAUCGAGUAUGACCAGACCUCGGGUACUGGUUACCAGCUGGUGUAGUGGGAUCAGCGUCCACGGCGAAUCAUCUCCACAAUCAACCCCUCGGACUGGUGCCUGACAGACAUCCUUCCUAAUUCUUUCCCAAUAUCAGCAACCUAAAUAACGUCACUGCGAGGAACGGCCGCCCUGCGGUUCCUUUGCAAACAGGGACAGUCUUGCUGCCUGUUUCCACCAAGCCUGAACCCUCGCACCCCAGCACCUCAUCGCAAUCACAAUGUGGUACAAAGCAGAAGGCCGCAAGGAAACCGUUAUAUAGACAUAGAUCGAGACUGCUCUUUUGCCUGGAAUUGAUUUUUAACGUGUUGUGUUUGCCUCCGGUUUUGGAGCGGAAAGCGACACUGAGCUGCAAAGCUUGAAACCUUGAUUUGCCACCCAUCGGCUCCAGAUAUGGGAGUCCCAUGCUGUCCGGCAGUGCCGAGAGGACAAAGUUGCACCCUGCAUCGAUUGUAUUUGUUGAGUAUUGUUGUGUGGUGCUUUGAAUUUCGUGCAGGAAAAUCCGGAAAUCGGUGUUCACAAUCAUGUCCAGUGGUAAAAACCCAAGACCCCUCCUUUGUUUGAGGCAUUGAUUAUUUUAAGUACUUUAUUCUUUCCUGUUUUAAAUCAUGGUUUUAAAGAACGUCCGUCUCAGUGCAAAUUAAUCAGGUCGUUGAGUGGAAAUUUGCAAGCUCCCUCCCCGUCGCUCUCAAUUGGGAGAUGGUGAGUUUGGAGGUGGGCAGUGGGGUGGGGAGGAGAGGGGAGGUGUCACUCAUUUUCCAUCACCAGCAUUGCAUAUCCUGCAGAUCAGUUGCACAGGUGCUGAUGCGGUCACGGAUCUUUGUUCAUCGGUGUUCACCUGAACAGUGCAUGGUGGGCGAGUGCUGGGAGAUCUAAUGAAGGGAGAGGCACUUGAUUCUUCCAAUUAUAACAAGAAGUCCCAACUUGGAGCAUGAUAACGAUUUCUACAGCCACUUUAAGUUUCAGUUCACGAAUGACUGUCUACCACUCUCUGGAAACCAGCCACGUUUACAGACAGCUGUGAAUUCGCUGAGGUCACCGCGCCCCAAACUCUUGUGCAAAAUACUUUUAACCAACACAUCGGGCCAGUGUAAAGAUUAGUUGUAUCUGUACAUAAAUUAUUUAUCAACUAGUUUUACCAGUGUGUAUAUUUGUCAAUGUUAGUUUGGAGCUGCAAACUUGAUUUUCAACUCUGCCGAGAAUUUCAAAAAAAGUGUAGGAAUGUAGUUGAUUUGCUUCUGUUGCUGCGGCUGCUGCUAAUUCAUCGACCCACUGAACUCUGCAUGUCUGGUGCUUGGCAAGAAAAAGUUUAAAUAAAUUUAAAAAAACCACGGCUCUCAAGACCGUAGGACAUACGGCAUCACAUCAGCUUGCUGUGAAGUGUUCUCUCAGCUUCCUUCCUCCAGCAGGAAGAUCAGUGAAUUUGUAAAUAGUGGAUGUCCUGUGUUUGUAAAGUGCAAGACUUUUUGGUUGCUGUUUACUUUGUAGUGGAAACUACACCUAGUUUGUGUGCAUUGUACCUGAUAUCAAGAAUUGCAGUAUUGCAAUAUUAGUUAACGUGAAUUCUUACCAGCUUUUGGGCUGGGGGGA